AUGAGGCCAACGUCUGUACGGCUCACCCCGUUUAUUCAAGCCGCCUACGGCUCACUCGAAGACCUCCUGGACUUUUGCCGGCGAUUACCGAAAGUAGAACUCCACGCGCACCUAAAUGGAUCGAUACCCCCAGCAGCGUUGAAGGACUUGGCGUUAAGGAAACUCGGGCAGCGGCUCCACAAGGACGACGCAGCUCAGGAGGCACUAAAUGUCCUGAACGCUCUCGACGAGGUGGAGUGCACCGGUCUUACUUUUGGAAUUUGCGUCAGGUUUUUCCCCCUUUUCCCAGCCAUUUACGCGCUGACGAACGACGAAGAGUCAUUGACGUUUAUCGCACACUCGGUGAUCGAUGGCUUCAAAAACGACGGAGUGCGCUACCUCGAAGUCAGAUCUGGCCCAAGGGACGCUCCGGAGACGGGAAUGACCAAGGAGACAUACAUCCAGACACUACUGAAGGCGUUUGGUUCAGCAAGUUGCGAUGAUAUCUUGGUAAAGCUGAUUGUCGCGAUUGAUCGGAAGCAGACCAAAGACGGAGCAGAAGGGGUGAUUGAUCUGGCUUUGAAACACCGGGACGAGGGCAUUGUUGGUGUCGAUCUGUGCGGAGAUCCCAGUUAUGGUCACUUUGAUAACGUUGCGAAGGAUGCUAUGAGGAAGGCCAAAAGUGCUGGUCUGAAAGUCACCAUUCACUUAGGCGAGGUCGACGGUCGCCAUGACGAGUCACUUUCUAUGCUCUCGAUACCACCAGAUCGCUUAGGCCAUGCGACAUACAUGUCCGACGAAGUUCGACAGCGGGUAUAUCAGGAAAGGAUCCCUAUUGAAAUCUGCAUGACAUCCAACGUUCUCACGAAAACGGUUCCCUCCUAUGAGGAACACCAUCUGGGAGAUGCAUUGAGAGAGGACCAUCCCUCAGUUCUUUGUACCGACGACGUUGGGAUUAUGCGAUCCACGCUUUCUAAUGAAUAUGCAAUAGCCGCCUCGACCUUUGAUCUGGGUAAAAAGCAGUUGUUCGACCUCAGCUUCCGGGCCAUAGAUGCUUGCUUUGCAACGGAAGACGAGAAGUUGGCACUACAGAGUACAUGGUUCGCAUGGGCUAGGAAAGAGAAGAUACUGUAG
Molecule: messenger RNA, 1113 nt
Organism: Fimicolochytrium jonesii
Lineage: Eukaryota; Fungi; Chytridiomycota; Chytridiomycetes; Spizellomycetales; Powellomycetaceae
Exons: 6
Coding region: 1-1113 (370 amino acids)
Biological process (GO): inosine biosynthetic process; adenosine catabolic process
Molecular function (GO): adenosine deaminase activity
Source: RefSeq, a predicted model, not a curated record